ACACAUGCACGCCCGGCAAGAAAGAUGCCGCCAGCUCUCAAGAUUUGGGCAUUGUUUUCUGUGUCGCUCUGCUUCCUGCCUCAACCGGGUCAUUUGAAGAAGGCAUUCCGAUGUCCUUCGACAUGCAGCUGCUCCAGGGAGUCCAUCAUUUGCGUCGGGUCCUCCUACGUCCCGAGGAUCAGCCCCAACGACAUCAGCUCUCUGAGUAUCGUCAAUGGGACUUUCUCCGAGGUCAAAGAGGCUAUGUUUUCUCACAUGCCAUCCCUCCAGCUCCUGCUUUUGAAUUCCAACUCUCUUACAACUGUAAGGGAUGAUGCAUUCUCAGGCCUUCCACAUCUGGAGUACCUGUUCAUUGAGAGUAAUAAGUUAGAGACUGCAGCCAAAUAUGCCUUCAGAGGACUCAGGGACUUGACUCACUUGUCUUUGGCAAACAACAACCUCAAAGCCUUGCCCAGGGACCUCUUCAUUGACUUGGACUCACUGAUAGAGCUGGACCUGCGAGGCAAUGCCUUUGAGUGCGACUGCCGUGCCAAGUGGCUGAUGACGUGGCUGAAGAACACCAAUGCCACAGUGUCGGAUGUUGUGUGUGCCGGGCCGGAGGACAUGAAGGACAAGCGCCUCAAUGAUAUGACCAGCCUGCACGAUGAAUGCAUAUCAACGGAUUUCGUCCUCCAUCAGUCCGUGGCAUCUGAGUCUCUGUCUGUUGACACAUUCAGCUAUAAGAAUGACGUCUAUGUGACUAUCGCUGCUCCCAGCGCUGAGAGCUGUAUGGUUUUUCAAUGGGACCACAUAGAAAUGAACUUCAGGACUUACGAUAACAUCACAGGGCAGUCCAUUGUGGGUUGCAAGUCAGUUGUCAUCCAGGAUCAGGUGUUUGUCAUUGUGGCUCAGCUCUUUGGUGGUUCCCACAUCUACAAGUUUGAUGAGGACCAAAGCAGGUUCAGCAAGUUCCAGGACAUUGAGGUGUCCAAGAUCUCCAAGCCCAAUGACAUUGAGGCAUUCCAGAUUGGCUCUGACUGGUUCUUUUUGAUUGCGGACAGCUCUAAAGCGGGCCUGUCAACCCUCUACAAGUGGAACGAUAAGGGCUUUUAUUCAUACCAGUCCCUGCACGAGUGGUACCGCGACACAGAUGCGGAAUUUUUGGACUUGGAUGGGAAGGCCCACCUUAUUUUGGCGAGCCGCUCACAGGUGCCUGUGAUCUACCAGUGGAGCCGGAGCAACCAGAAGUUUGUCCUGCAGGGCGAGAUCCCCAACAUGGAGGACGUUGUGGCUGUAAAGCACUUCCGUAUCAAGGGGGAACUCUACCUGGCUAUGACGCGUUAUAUUGGGGACUCCAAAAUUCUGCGUUGGGGUACCAAACAGUUUUCGGAGAUCCAGGCCUUGCCCUCACGCGGCUCCAUGAUUCUCCAGCCGUUCUCCUUCAAAGACCGCUUCUACCUAGCCCUGGGAAGUGAUUACACCUUCUCGCAGAUCUAUAUUUGGGAUGACGAGAACAAACUCUUUGAUCGCUUCAAGGAGGUGUACAUCCAGGCGCCGCGCUCCUUUACUGUGGUCUCCACUGACCGCAGGGACUUCAUCUUCACCUCUAGCUUCAAGGGAAACACACAGAUCUUUGAACACAUCAUCAUUGACUUGAGCUUGUGA
This is a messenger RNA of Anoplopoma fimbria (sablefish), 1644 nucleotides long. RefSeq names its product leucine-rich repeat LGI family, member 2a (gene lgi2a). Gene Ontology annotation, molecular function: protein binding. NCBI's taxonomy places the organism in Eukaryota, Metazoa, Chordata, Actinopteri, Perciformes, Anoplopomatidae. The record is from RefSeq and is a predicted model, not a curated record. The transcript is spliced from 8 exons. Gene Ontology annotation, biological process: inhibitory synapse assembly. Bases 25 to 1644 code for a protein of 539 amino acids.